Messenger RNA from Oryzias melastigma (Indian medaka), 3244 nucleotides. RefSeq names its product syntrophin, alpha 1 (gene snta1). The transcript has 8 exons. Gene Ontology annotation, cellular component: neuromuscular junction; intracellular anatomical structure; sarcolemma. Gene Ontology annotation, molecular function: structural molecule activity; protein binding. NCBI's taxonomy places the organism in Eukaryota, Metazoa, Chordata, Actinopteri, Beloniformes, Adrianichthyidae. Bases 886 to 2349 code for a protein of 487 amino acids. The record is from RefSeq and is a predicted model, not a curated record.
GAGGAUCGAAAUAAUAAAAAAACAAACUGAAUUGAAUCAACCAAGGCUCUUGUGAAUUGAAUCAUUUCCGGAAAUUAUUAUCAAUACUCAGCCCUAGUUGUUUGUUGUCUAGUUUUUUACUGUAGGCAAGCAUUAGAAAACCAGAAAUCACCUAUCUAUUCUUUUUUUUUUUUUUUGAGACCGCUUUGGAACUCACUAAUGUGCUCACUUGGUUUACACAAGAGUUCUAAAAGUUUAACACUACCAAGACCCAUAAUCAUAUCAACUCAUCAAGGAAAAGUCUGAAUAUUUUCCUUUCUGGUUAAUAUUCCAGUGAAUGUUCAACAAGUCUGCUUUUAUUUGGUCUGUUAAGCCCACACUCAUAAUGGACAUGUUCAAACAGGGGGUUCUUUGUGGAUUUCAUGCCCGAAAUGAGCUCAGGCGCUAGAGUUGAUGGUGGGCUUUUUAGAGGCGCUGCAGACUUUCUUUCUUUCCCUUUUGACAGAACAUCUGUAUGAGUGCAGAGUCUGCGGUGUCUGAUGGGGGACAUCGGGACUUAGAUCCCUAAUCUGAGGCAGGGCUGUGCAAUUGCCCUGAAAUAAAUAUCUAACCGAAUGAAUGAAGGAAGGGAAACCUAAUUAUGUGGGACUCAGCCACACACAGAUGAUUAAUGGAGAGACUCAACAAGAAGCUCUUUGAACUUUGAGUGUGUGUGUCAAACACCGUCGCUAAUCGUAUCAACCUCGAUUAACUUUACUUCUUCCAACUGGAAAAGGCUGUUUGAAGGAGGAGAGUCGCCGUGUCCCUGAGUGUGUAUCUGUGCAUGCCCCCAUACCCCAGCCCUCCUCCACCCCCUCUUUACAGGGCUGCCAGCCCGUCUAGAGUUAUUCCAGGAAUGCGUUGAACAUGGCUGCCGCGAUGAAGACGCAGAAAACGGGACUGCUGGAACUUCGAGUGACGGUGGACCGCUGGGUCCGGGUGCUGGCCACACUGAGCGAGGACGCGCUCACUCUGAACCCCGGCGAGGGCGCCGACGAGCCCGCGAAGCCCAGCCAGAGUCCCGCAGGUGCUGUCAACGGAGACCCCCCAAACCUGAGCUCGUCCCCGGUCCCGGAAACCAUCACCAACGUGAAGCGCACCGUGCGGGUUACCAAGCAAGAUGUGGGCGGACUGGGCAUCAGUAUUAAAGGAGGGAAAGAAAACAAGAUGCCAAUCCUCAUCUCGAAAAUUUUUAAAGGCCUGGCAGCUGAUCAGACUGAGGCACUUUACGUCGGGGAUGCCAUACUGUCGGUCAAUGGUUACGACCUACGGGAGGCUACACAUGAUGAGGCCGUACAAGCACUCAAAAAAACCGGCAAGGAGGUUAUCCUGGAAGUGAAGUACAUCAAGGAGAUGUCUGCUUUCUUUAAAAGCUCCGGGUCCCCCGGAGCAACUCUCCCCUGGGAGUCUCCUCCCUCCACUCCUCAGAGGGGCCCCGAGCUCGCUCCUGCUGAGGUGAAAGAGCCUCGCUGCGUACCUCUGAAGAUGUGCCAGGUGUCACGGAAACAGUGCCCCCCAGACACAGAAGACAGAUACUUUGAGAUGACUUCGUUCAACAGAAAGAACUCUGUGUUCCUGCGGGCGAAAGAUCCCGCCAUGGCUCAGUCGUGGUACAACGCCAUUCAGGCAGCUGCCGGCAGUCUUUUACCGCAGGUGAAGGAGGAGUUGAAGAUCAUGCAGCCUGGGAUACAAAUCAAACACCUGGGCUGGAUCACAGAACAGAUGUCUCAGGGUCCAGAGAAACCAGUCCUGGCUGUGUUGACUGACAAAGACCUUCUGCUGUACCCAUCACUGCCUGAAAACAAACAGAACCUCAGCAGCCCCACCAAGAACCACCCACUCAUCACCACCAGAUUGGUCCACUCCGGUCCAGGAAAAAGUUCUCCGCUUGUGGACUCUGAGCUGUCGUUUGGCCUGCGAUCAGGAACCAGGCAGGGCGUGGAGACUCAUGUGUUCCGGGUGGAUUCGGCUAAAGAGCUGUCCACUUGGACCCAUUUGUUGGUGGAGGGUUGCCACAACGCUGCUGAGCUCAUCAAAGAGGUCACCACGGCCUGCAGUUGGAACGGGAAAGAGUGUACUUUAGGAGUUCACAUCGACGAGGGUUUCACACUAUAUACAGAAGAAAUGGGCGUCAGGAAAAGCGUUCUCUUCCAGCAGCCCUUCGAGCGCCUUCGAAUGUCAUCAGACGACGGAGUUCGAAUGAUGUUCCUCGACUUUGGAGGCCCUGAGGCGGAGCUUCAACUGGAUCUCCACUGCUGCCCGAAGACUCUAGUGUUCAUCAUCCAUUCGUUCCUGUCGGCCAAGGUCAAGCGGCUGGGGCUGCUGGCGUGAUGAGGACCGGCCCAUCAGAGCGUCAAAACAAGGACAGCCGGUGAAACGCCUCAGAAGAAGAUGCUGACGAAACCUUUAUUUUGGUCACUCCAGGUCGGGCACACAGCGGUGCUGCUUGAGAAACAAACAAAAAAAAAAAGUGGGGCUGAUGGUCCGUUGCCAGUGGAGGUGCCUGACAUGCGUCAAAGCUGCCCGAGUACAGUAUGUCUUUGAGAACCGGAGCUGUGUGAAAACAACAGCCUGGACCGUAGAGCGCUUCCUGUUUGUCAACCGUUUAGUUUAGUUUGAUUUAAUGAGUCACAGCAGGCCUUUUCAUCCCUCACUCCGCCUCAACGUUCUCCACAAAAAGUGUCGGACUAACUCUACUUGUUUUAUUUUUUUUACAUAAAGCAGCUUCGGUAUAGCGACAGAGGGGGCGUGGCUUAUCCUCAUCAUGCAAAAACAAGUUUGUAACGAGAGAGUUUCUUUUGUAAAACAACACACACACAAAAAUAUGAAAUGUUUUCAUAAUUUGUGAAGCAGCACUACGAUAUAAAAGAUUUCUAUAACGUUGAAAUGAAUGCAAUGAAUAAUAAGAUAACACCAAGCUGAAUCUUUGUAGCCUUUUAUUAGCUUAGCUUAAUUUAAUUUCACAAUCAGAUCUUUGUUUUGAUUCCUUUUUUAUUGAUUGAUCACAUUAAUUUCACUUCAGUAAACAGAGAACAGAAGCUCCCUAUCAGACUUUGAAACAUGCUGUUUACACAGUAGGAUGUGGUCAUCUGUUAUGAUCCAUUUAGCAAUCCGAGGCCUUUUUCUCCUUUUUUUCCCUUCAAAAGUUGUAUAUUCUUAUUUAAACAAAGGUGUGCCUUGCAGCGUUGUUUGUAUAUAAAAGUGUAAUAAACUUUGGUAACUUUUA